This is a messenger RNA of Rhodotorula toruloides NP11, 1482 nucleotides long. RefSeq lists its product as uncharacterized. The transcript is spliced from 4 exons. The record is from RefSeq and is a predicted model, not a curated record. The coding region runs from base 1 to 1482 and encodes 493 amino acids. NCBI's taxonomy places the organism in Eukaryota, Fungi, Basidiomycota, Microbotryomycetes, Sporidiobolales, Sporidiobolaceae.
AUGUCAGCAGGCUUUGGUUCACCUCAGAGUCCCGAAAAAGCCGCCCGCCUACGCCGCAAGCGUGCUCACCCCUCUGCCGCGACCCCUCCUCGAACGUCAUCUUCGAGGCGGCCCAGGACACCACAAGGAGACUGGUCGACGGACGACGAGGCGGAUCAUACCGAAGAGCUUCUCGAGGGACCGAACGCACCGCGCAGAAGCGCUCAGGAGACGGGGAAGGUGCGGAAGUCGAUGCCUGCUCCGAGAAGGGGCCCGUCAGCUUACUCCACCAUCAUCCAGUCCAUCCGCCGCGCCCUCUCCCUCUUCUUCCGCCUCCUCCUGCCCCUCAUCGCGCCCAUCCUUCCCUACAUUCUUCUUGCGAUCCUCGUCUACGUCUCCCUCGCCAUCCUUCGAUCGUACACGCUCUGGUACCUCUCGUAUUUCCCCGCAUUCCUCCACGCUCCGCUCUCCCGCCUUAACAGCCUCGCCCUUCCCCUCCCUCACCUCCGCCCUUUCUCUCCUGCCGCCCUCCUCCGCCUCAACUACUCCUCCUUACCCGGCCUCGCCUUCGGCAUCUUCGGUAGCUCGUCAGCCCGUCAACGCGACUUUGAGCUUCUGAGCGCCUCCGCCGCCCGAACAGCCAAGACGCGCGCGUCCCAUGCUCUCGACGUCUUCGACCACCUCAUCCACCUCGGCGAUGCAGACAGCGAUGGCAUGUCGUUGGAACCCGUGGCGAUCUGGGAGCUCGCGACGGCCGUCAAGUACACGAGUACGCUCGAGGACCGGGAUUUCGUCGCGGGCCAGCUGGGAGAACUGGGCGACCUGACGCGGGAGGUCAAAGAUGCGGUGAUUGGGCUGAACGCGCAAGGCUUGAACGCUUUCGCUUUCGUUCUCCACGAGUUUGACCGCCUGGAAGACCUCAUCCUCCGCGCCUCGAGCUCCUCCAAACCCUUCACCGCCGCCCAAGCGACCGAGUUUUCCGAUCUCCUCUCCACCCUGUUCGGUAAGAUCUCCUCGACCCUAUCCGACCUCCUCAACUCCCUCGACCGCUCGAUCCCUCUCGCCACCCUCGCGUCGGACAAGUCCCGCCUUCUCUUUGCUUCUCUCCGCUCGCAAGAGGCAUCGUCGCUCGCUUCGCUCGAGGAGAUGGACUGGGUCAGCCACUUGCUCGAGUCGACUGGGCGGAAAGUGGGCGGCGCGAAGCGGGUCAGGAUGCUGAAGAGGGAUAUUGAGCUGACGCGAGUCAGUGCUGGCGGAUUGAUGGGCGUGUGGCAAGGGCUGGAGAAUACGAGAGAGUCGCUUGUGAGCUACCAACGGAAUCUCGGGCAUUACAAGGCCGGCCUCGUCGGCUACCACCUCUCAGGCCACUCGCUCUCCGUCGACCAAGAAGUGGCAAGCCUCAAGACCGUCAUGGACGAGAUGCGCAACACGCUCGAGCUCGCACGACGGCGCAGUCGUGGGGGUGCGACGAGGGCAAAGGUGCGGGAGUUGGGCGAGUCGUGA